Messenger RNA from Rubroshorea leprosula, 1544 nucleotides. NCBI's taxonomy places the organism in Eukaryota, Viridiplantae, Streptophyta, Magnoliopsida, Malvales, Dipterocarpaceae. The record is from the annotation of a GenBank genome assembly.
AUUUUUUGAUUGCAUCGUCUGAAUAUGUCUCAUUAGCUAAAGUAAAUUAUUGGUUAAACACUCUUAUUUCAAAAGAGAGUUUCUUAAUGCUUAUCCUUGGAUGUUAGUGGGUUAACAUUCAUAUGUGGGCAGGCCAAUUUUGGUGCUAUGCUAGAAAAGCAUGCUGGUGAUGAGGAGCUACUGGAUCACUACUUAACACAAAGCAUAUGUUGUUCUAAUACAUCAUAUUUGACACCCAAUCCCAUGUUGCAAACUUCACUCUUAAGAGCAGAGCAGAUUUUCCUGUGACACAUCAAAUGAUCAAUUGUUAUCUGGGAAAAAACAGUUCUUAUGAUGUGUUUCCUUUUAAUCAAGCAUAUUGGUGAAGGCACUAUAUGUACCAGGGACAUGGUAAGACCUAUCUGCUUUGAAAUAAUCAAUAUUCACUAUUUGAAGGUGUUGGUAUCAGCAGAAGCUCCAAUUUUUCUGUGGAGAGCUCCAAAAUCGGAUGUCAAGUUCACUAUAAUACUACUUUGAAGGAAAAGAAACUGUCCUUGUCCCUCUUGAAUGACCAUAGGAAGGCCUGGUCAACCUGUUGACGCUUGCAGGAAGUUUAAUAUGAAGAUUCUACGUCAAAGAAGAUAGAGAAAAAAAGUGAAUCCCAGCCCAAAUAGCUUGAAGAAGAAAUUGGUGGAGGCAUGGAGCACUGCUUUCUAUAUAGAAAAAUGAAGACUCUAGAGAUUUCUUGGCCUCUCUGUCUAUGUCUUUCCACCAUUCAAUUCCUAUUCUGAUUUUCUCAGCAUGCAAACAAAGCUCAGAUCCAAUUAGGCAAUUACAAUUCAUCAGCAUUGAGAUAGUAUAUGAUGUUACACAGUGGGAAACAUUUGCAAAUCUAUCAAUAUACUGAUUAGAAACAAAAAGGAUCCUCUUGAUUGACUUCCCUGGAGUUGUUUCCCAGAAUGGCGACUCUAAAACAGAUACUGUACUAGUAGAACUGGUAUGUGUCACAAAUAUGGAGGAUGCUUCUGAACAUUUUGAAGGAGUUCUGAAGCAUGUAAAGAAAGAACAAUGGGAAAGAGCAAACAAGGACUGUUCAAUUGGGUGUACCCAGAUUCCUAGUUGCAGAAGUUGCACCAGUGGUUCUAUUCUUGGAUUUCUCGUUGCAGCUGGAAAAUAUAUAAUAGAUCCAAAUCAAGCUCCAAGAAAGUAAGUAAAACCAAUUGCUCUUCUUCACGAUUCUAAAGUUCAGAUUAUUACUCAAUGAUGAUGUGCAAGAUGGAGUGGUUGGGCAGCCUGGUUUGAAUUUGAAAACAAGGAACGAACCUGAAGCCUCAUUAACGGAAAUGUCCUUUUCUGCUUUUGCCAUUUCGACGUUAUAGAUUGUUGGAUACCUACACCAAAGAUGAGAACUUCUUUGUUUCUUGACCACGAGUGGGAGUCAUAUGCUAGUCAAUUGCUGCUAAAUAGUACCACUUUCUCUGCAACUGGUAAGAAAUGUAACGUGCAUCUUUUUGCACUACUGUCUUCAACCAGAGAUGAGUUAAAAAUGAAAAAUCAGGAACUUA